UUCUCUUUCAACAUCAAAUGUAUGUACACGCUUAAUUCCAGCGAGCUGAUAUGGAUUCGUUGUAUAGGUCAGAAUGUACUUGCACGUCCUCGUACAGUCCAGGUUCAUCGUGCAAACCACAAAAUAAGUAUCUGUCGUAUUUGUUGGAUGAAUUUGAGAAGUGUUCGCAACAGAGCAGCGACUUGUCCAGACUUCAAAAGGAAAAUGUGUCCAUGAAAAAAGAAAUAGCAGAAGCACAAAGGGAGAUUCGCGAUUUGAAGUUUGAGAAACAGCUUUUGUCUGAAAAAGUAAGUUCUAUGCAGCGAGAAAUGCAAGAGCAAAAGUUGCUGCAUUCUCAACUUCGAGACGAAUCUAGCAGUGAGUUUCGUAGUUUAUAUCGCAAGUGUGGAAAUCAAGAAAAAGAUGUUGACUUGUUGAAGUACCAGAUGAAAAUGGGAGCAAAAAAGCAUGCACUCGACCUGGAAAACCUACGAUGGGAGCUUACCGCUACUCAAAAAUAUGGUGUUUCUUCCUACAGUCCAGUUGAUUUUGCAGAAAUGAGCGGAAAUGACAAAUUGUAAAUAUAUGUAUACAAAAUUUUAAAAUAAUUUUUCUUAUUUUUUGUACUAUUUGGUUUUAGUUAAGUA
Molecule: messenger RNA, 626 nt
Organism: Hydractinia symbiolongicarpus
Lineage: Eukaryota; Metazoa; Cnidaria; Hydrozoa; Anthoathecata; Hydractiniidae
Exons: 4
Coding region: 51-560 (169 amino acids)
Source: RefSeq, a predicted model, not a curated record